Messenger RNA from Patella vulgata (common limpet), 3136 nucleotides. Its product is annotated as dentin sialophosphoprotein. Bases 82 to 2997 code for a protein of 971 amino acids. The transcript has 10 exons. NCBI's taxonomy places the organism in Eukaryota, Metazoa, Mollusca, Gastropoda, Patellidae. The record is from RefSeq and is a predicted model, not a curated record.
GACUGCUUUUCGGUCAGUCAUCCUGAGCCUUCAGCGUUUUCGGUGGCUGUGUAAAAUAUAUUAUUUACUUUCAUCGUCUGUAUGAAUAAACUCACCAUACCGCGAGAUAUUGGCAUAACUGAAAGGAUGAUUGGAGAUAACAUGGACGAAAUAAACGAUGGUCACCAUUUCAACACAACAGAGUUUAUGAAUUAUUUGGUUAAAAACCUCCAAGUUCUCUGUCAAGGUCAUGUUCCCUUUACCCAGAAUUUAGAGGUUAUAGGUCAUAUCUAUAUCAAAGUAGACUGUUCUGCGAAAUUCAACUGUUUUUUGAACGAGGUGGUGUCGAAGACAGAUUCUUGUGAGACUUUGUUUACCAGUAACAGUUUUCAAGCACAAUCCCAAACAGAAAGUAGCAAUAGAACAGUUAUUAACAAUUUGAAAAGCGAUGUCGAUGCACAUUUUCAAGAAUGCAGUUCAACGGAUGAAGAUAUAUGCAUGCCAGUAUUAUUAAAGGAGGAAACCGCAGGACACUUUUCAGUAUCGACUAAGGAAAAACCUUGUACAUUGAAGGAAAAUCAACCAAAAAAGUCAAAUGCAGAAACUAUCUUGAAUUUAGAGACAGCAAAAACAUGCAUUUCUUUACCAUCAAUAAACACAUGUAGUUCACCCUCGAUAGCUAACAAUAAAAAUGUGUGUAAUUCAUCCCCAUUAACAAACGAAACUACCCAUAAUUUGUCUCUGCCAGAUGAAGCAAAUAUAUGGACUCCAACACAAUAUGGAAAUAUUUGGAAUUCAUUGUCAAUUGUAAACCCGUCUCCAUCGAACCAAAACGAUAACAAAGAAUCGUGGGAUCUGUCUGUGGUAACCAAGCAAAAUUCCCCAGGUUCAUCUUCGUGGUCGUCGUCUAAGGAAAGCAUGUCUGGAUCUAUCGAAGAUGUGCCGUAUACACCUGUCACGAGAGCAAAAUCACGAUGUUAUUCAGUAAAAUUUGAACCUAACAAAUCGCACGAUAAUAACUCAACGGUUGUUGAAUUUGCAAAAUCAGAAGAUCCAAUAUUACAAUAUAACAAGGAAUUCAAAACAGAAACAAUCCAGACUUCUGAUUCUGCUAAUGAUUUUACAUAUAUUCCCACGUGUAAUACAGAUAAUACAGAUGAACAAACAUUGAGUGAUUCAAUCAACUUAUUACACAACAUUGAAACACUCCACAAAGCUGAAGAACAUGCAUUGAGUGGUUCAGUCAACUUAUUACCCAAGCUAGAACCUGAGGAAUAUACAUUGAGUGAUUCAAUCAACUUAAUACACAAUUUUGAAAAACCUCACGAUACUGAAGAACAAACAUUAAGUGAUUCAGUCAACUUUAAACACAACACUGAAACGCUUCACGAUACUGAAGAACAAACAUUAAGUGAUUCAGUCAACUUUAAACACAACACUGAAACGCUUCACGAUACUGAAGAACAAACAUUAAGUGAUUCAGUCAACUUUAAACACAACACUGAAACGCUUCACGAUACUGAAGAACAAACGUUAAGAGAUUCAAUCAACUUAAAACACAACACUGAAACACCGCACGAUACUGAAGAACAAACAUUGAGUGAUUCAUUUAACUUAAAACCAAACAUUGAAACACUCCACGAUUCUGAAGAACAUGCAUUGAGUGGUUCAAUCAACCUAAAACACAAUAUUGAAACACACCACGAUACUGAAGCAUCUUCAAAUAUUCUUCUAGAAAAGAUUAAUAAUCUGGACAGAAUAUCUAAAGAACUAACCACAAAUAAUAUUGAUGAUGGAUCAGAGACUACAGAGGAAAUGGAAGCAGACUGUUCUUCAGGUGAUAACACAUUCAUUGAAGAGGACAGUGAUAGCUCAGACUUUGAAGAGGACAGUGAUAGCUCAGACUUUGUUAUAGAACAGGAUUUCCCUGCUUUACGUGGUGUUAAACGAAAAUUUUCUGAUGAUAAAGAAAAUGCAUCAGAUGAUCAGUUUUCAGAUUCAAUCAGCGCUGCUUGUUCAGAACAACCUGUAUUUGUACCAGAACCAGUUAUUGAUUUUGUCGAAGAUUUGAAUAAUGCUAAUAGGUCUACUGAAGUGCCUUUUCCUGUAAUAAACCUUGGAUCAAAAAAACCUGCUACUAAUAAGAAAAAAAAUAUCUUUAGGAAGCCAGAGCGGUACUGUAUGUAUUGCAAGAAUAUUAUUAAAGGGGGAAAAUUAAGACGACAUAUUUUAAGACAGCACAAAGAUGUUGAUGAUGUUAAAGAUGUUCUCAAUUAUGAUAAAAGUGUUCAAGACCAGUUUUUUGAUCAGAAACGGAGAGAAGGCAUAUUUCAUUUUAAUCUCCAAGAGAUGGCACACGACAGACCUUCCAACAUGAGGGAGCGAAGAUCAAAACACAAAGAUAACCUUCGUGUUUGUUUCGAGUGCAAGAGUUUUUUUUCAAGUAAAUUCUUUUGGAAGCAUAAGUGUGUUAGAAAUUCAUCUAAUACACCUCUAAAGCCAAGGCUUAUGGAAAAGACCCAAGACAAGCUUCUUCACGAUAAGGAAUUUAAUUCAUUAUUAAACAGAUUCAGAGAUGAUGAAAUUGGUGCUCUGUGUCGGACUGAUCCAUUGAUUAAACAAGUUGGAUAUAAACACUUUAAUUUACGUAGACAUGAAGUUGGAAAGACAGAUGAGGUUAGUAAGGUAGUUAUGAUUGAAAUGAGACUCUUGGCUCGAAUAUUUCUAGUUUUUAAAUCGGUGUGUACAACUGAUGAUUCAUGCACUAUGGAAUCAAUGUUUCGGCGUCAGCAUUUAGAAGAAUUGCGUGAAGCUCUGCAGAUAGUGUCGAUGACUGAUGAUGGAAAAAAAGAAAAACAUGGUUUGAAAUUAUUUGGAGAUGCAGUGAUUAUGAGAACAAUAAAGCGCUUGGCUGGUUAUUUUUCUGAAACGAUGCAAGAUGAGAAGUACAAGGAAUUAGAAAUGUUUAAAAUUGCAUACAAGUCCAAAUCUGCAGAAACAUUAUCAGAAGCCAGAUAAGCAUGCCAACAAUCUUCUAUGAAGAUUUUGAUAUAGUGAACUAUACAUGGUUGAGAACAAGAUUGACUUUAUAUAAUACAAGGCGCGGGGAAAAACCAUCCAGAAUGCUUAUUGAUGAAUUCACUGCUGCUUUAUCGGA